AUGGACACCGAGUCCCAGUACUCGGGCUAUUCCUACAAGUCGGGCCACUCCCGCAGCUCCCGCAAGCACAGGGACCGCCGGGACCGGCACCGCUCUAAGAGCCGAGAUGGGAGCCGCGGGGACAAGUCGGUGACGAUCCAGGCUCCAGGGGAGCCCCUGCUGGACAACGAGUCCACGCGGGGGGAUGAGCGGGAUGACAACUGGGGGGAGACUACCACAGUAGUAACGGGCACCUCCGAGCACAGCAUCUCCCACGAUGACCUCACGCGCAUCGCCAAGGACAUGGAGGACAGUGUUCCGCUGGACUGCUCCCGUCACCUGGGCGUGGCCGCCGGGGCCACGCUGGCGCUGCUCUCCUUUCUCACGCCACUGGCUUUCCUGCUGCUGCCCCCGCUGCUGUGGCGCGAGGAGCUGGAGCCCUGUGGGACGGCCUGCGAGGGCCUCUUCAUCUCCGUGGCCUUCAAGCUGCUCAUCCUGCUGCUGGGCAGCUGGGCGCUGUUCUUCCGCCGCCCCAAGGCCUCGCUGCCCCGCGUGUUCGUGCUGCGCGCGCUGCUCAUGGUGCUCGUCUUCCUGCUCGUGGUGUCCUACUGGCUCUUCUACGGCGUGCGCAUCCUGGACGCCCGCGAGCGCAGCUACCAGGGCGUGGUGCAGUUCGCCGUGUCGCUGGUGGACGCCCUGCUCUUCGUGCACUACCUGGCCGUGGUCCUGCUGGAGCUGCGCCAGCUGCAGCCGCAGUUCACGCUCAAGGUCGUGCGCUCCACCGACGGCGCCAGCCGCUUCUACAACGUGGGCCAUCUCAGCAUCCAGCGCGUGGCAGUGUGGAUCCUGGAGAAGUAUUACCAUGACUUCCCUGUCUACAACCCUGCCCUCCUCAACCUGCCCAAGUCCGUGCUGGCCAAGAAAGUGUCUGGCUUCAAGGUGUAUUCCCUCGGAGAGGAAAACAGCACCAACAACUCCACGGGCCAGUCCCGGGCUGUGAUCGCCGCAGCAGCUCGGCGGCGGGACAACAGCCACAACGAGUACUACUACGAGGAGGCGGAGCACGAGCGGAGGGUGCGCAAGCGCAGGGCCAGGCUUGUGGUGGCGGUGGAGGAGGCCUUCACUCACAUUAAGCGGCUGCAGGAAGAGGAGCAGAAGAACCCGAGGGAGGUGAUGGACCCCCGGGAGGCAGCCCAGGCCAUCUUCGCCUCCAUGGCCCGUGCCAUGCAGAAGUACCUUCGCACCACCAAGCAGCAGCCUUACCACACCAUGGAGAGCAUCCUGCAGCACCUCGAGUUCUGCAUCACUCACGACAUGACGCCCAAGGCCUUCCUGGAGCGGUACCUGGCGGCCGGACCCACCAUCCAGUACCACAAGGAACGCUGGCUGGCCAAACAGUGGACGCUGGUGAGCGAGGAGCCGGUGACCAACGGGCUCAAGGACGGCAUCGUUUUCCUCUUAAAACGCCAGGACUUCAGCCUGGUGGUGAGCACCAAGAAGGUCCCCUUCUUCAAACUCUCCGAGGAGUUUGUGGAUCCCAAGUCGCACAAGUUUGUCAUGAGGCUGCAGUCUGAGACCUCGGUGUGA
Callorhinus ursinus (northern fur seal) is the source of this 1566-nucleotide messenger RNA. RefSeq names its product VANGL planar cell polarity protein 2 (gene VANGL2). The record is from RefSeq and is a predicted model, not a curated record. Lineage: Eukaryota; Metazoa; Chordata; Mammalia; Carnivora; Otariidae. Gene Ontology annotation, biological process: multicellular organism development. Gene Ontology annotation, cellular component: membrane.